Molecule: messenger RNA, 5083 nt
Organism: Lampris incognitus (smalleye Pacific opah)
Lineage: Eukaryota; Metazoa; Chordata; Actinopteri; Lampriformes; Lampridae
Product: ubinuclein-2-like
Exons: 17
Coding region: 367-4161 (1264 amino acids)
Cellular component (GO): nucleus
Source: RefSeq, a predicted model, not a curated record
UGGACAUGCCGACCCCCCUCUAACACGCUGCUUCCGUUCGGGACGUGUGCGCAGGCCCAGUGACCUCUCUCUUAUAUUUUAUUUACUCCUGAAAUCCAAGAUGGCUCCUGUGAAUAUCUCGGUCCCAUAGCAAUCCGAGGAUGCAAGUAGCUACUGCAAAAGCAACUUUUCCCCGACCAUUACACCCCCUGGAAUUCAAUUCGUAUGGUGCGGAGGACCCCCUCGCAUCCACAUAGGCGCUAAGGAGCCUUUGCGCCUUCGCGAAACGGCCUUCAAGUCACCAAAUUUGGAGUAGUUUCGCGAAGUAGCUUUGCGCCGUCGCUUGUCUGUCCGGAGCGAGGUUCAAGGCAGGCGAGCUCAUCACAAAUGGCCGAACCGAGAAAAGUACCAUUUGUCACCCUGUCGGCCUUCGCAGCCGGAUCCGCCGCGGAGUCCAGGAAACGCCGGCUAGAGGAUGAGGCCGACGUCAACUUUGAUGGAGACGGCGAGGUCGAAGCGACAGCGACCGGGACAGGAGGUGGCAACGGACGGUUCGGCAAAACAGGCGACAGGGACAAGGCAGGAGAAAGGAAGAUGACGGUGCGGUUGAACCUGUCUCUGUCCGAGCCCAACGACCACUCAUCCGCCGAGUUUAAUUACACCGAACUUGUCCAAAAUGUCCAGUUAAAGAAUAAGCCCCCAGUUGUGACUCCGGCCCCCAAUCCAGCCGACCCCUUCAUUGAUGACGAGCGAGAACGACUGCAGGUCGAGGCCCUGGCUAAAAAGUUUGAAAACAAAUAUGGAAAUACAGGAAAGAAGAGAAAGGACAGAAUGCAGGACUUGAUUGAUAUAGGCUUUGGCUAUGAUGAAACAGAUCCUUUCAUUGACAAUUCAGAAGCGUAUGAUGAGCUGGUUCCUGCCUCGCUGACUACAAAGCUUGGUGGAUUUUACAUCAACACCGGGACGCUGCAGUUCAGAGCAGCCUCAGACUCGGAGGCAGAGGAGGGGGGCAAGCUGAAUUACAGUGAAGAGCAGACAAUUAAAAGGAGGAAGAAAGAAGGGAACAAUUUGGAGGAGAAGAAACCCAGGAAAAAAGGAGUGGCCAAACAAGGAGUGGCCCCCCUCAACCUCCAUCGACCAGAGAAGAAGAAGAGGAAGAAGCUGAUGAAAGACUCUUUGUGUCUGGCUGCCAUGCUCCGCCGCUUCACACGGGAGAAGGAAGAGAUGAGGAAGAAGAAUUCCAAUCCAGGGCACCCUAGCCUAGCUGGAGGACUGGCUAACAAACCCCACUCUGCCAACGCCACAAACCACCUGCUAGCUUCCAAUUCCACUCAUUUCCAGUGCAACUCUACCAAUAAUGACGUCUCCCUGGCUGACCUCACCUCUGACCCCACUGUGAUGUCACUCCUGGGCUCAGCUAACGAGAAGGAGCUGCAGGAUCUCCUAGGCGACCUGGACUUUAGCUUGUUGGACUCAGCACCGCAGCAUGUCAUGGUGACGGCCAGAGAGAACGGCCUUCUGGGGGUCGGAGUUCCAGCACAGAAGGCAGCAGGAGGUGGUGGCCAAGGGAGGGGGCUGGGGGCUUCUAGUGGACUUUUUUCACCGCCUCCACUGCCGGAUGGACUGCCUGCUCCUCUUAUCAAACGCAUCGAGGACUUGCGGGUGGCCUCACGUCAGUUUGAUCAGGAGGGCAGGAAGAAAUUCUUUACCUUGGACAUGAAUAACAUCCUGCUGGACAUUGAGCUGCAGGUGCAAGAGCAGCCAUCGGAGGUGCGUUCUGGCAUCUACUCCCACUUGGAGGCCUUUGUGCCAUGCAACAAGGAGGCCCUCCUCAAACGCCUCAAGAAGCUCAGCUUAAACAUCCAGGACGACCGCUUGCGGACACCACUGUUGAAGCUGAAGUUGGCAGUGUGUAGCGUGAUGCCUGAGCAGAUAGCAAGAUACAACAUGGACUGCAUGGCCAAGGCUACCAAACAGCAAUCAGAGGAGGGUGAGAGGAAUGGCUCGGAGGAUGAUGAUGAGGAGAAGCCAGGAAAGAGGGUGAUAGGCCCACGAAAGAAGUUUGUCUGGGAUGACAAGCUGAGGAGCCUGCUGUGCAGUUUGGUGCGGGUGAAACUGAGUUGCUAUGAGUUGGAGAACCCAUGCUCUUUGUCUGUAGAGGACUACCUAAAAGCCUUCAUGGAGAAUGAAGUCAAACCACUGUGGCCCAAGGGUUGGAUGCAGGCCAGGAUUCUGUUAAAAGAGAGUCGUGCAGCACACAGUCACCUUACUGGAAACCUUGUCAAGAGGAGAAUGGUGACUGGGCCCAAGGCUAAAGCCAAGGAAGGCCAAUGGAUCCAGAAACCCCCUCUUUCCGUGGCUACUGCUCUGUCUGUGCCCACCUCCUUGUCUGCUAACCGCCGCCCUACCUCCUCCUCUCCCUCAGAACCCAUCUGUCUUUCAGACUCUCUGGACGAGGAUCUGACUGCUCCCUCUCUUGACUCUAUAUCUCAUGCCCUGGCCCUGCUCAGCAGCGUCUCUAAGGGCCUGGGCUCUACAGAUAGUCCUAUGUCUCCCCCACCCCUCCAGAUCCCCACUUCUUCCCCUCCCUCUGUCACCCCUCACUACCCCUCUGUCUCCCACCUUUCUGCCUCAGCAGCUCCUAAACCACAACAUUCCCUGUCCAAGAUGGAGUCUGCUAACCCAACUGUUGUGCCCGGUGGUUACCAAGCAACAACAAUGCCAUCUUCCUCUUCUACUAUUUCCAUCUCAUCCCCCUCCCCUUCCACAUCAAUCUCCACUCCCUCCAUGGUUCGUCUGCAGGCAGCAGGCUCGGUGUUGGCCUCCAGGGCUACUGACGCCACCUACAGCCUGAUCAAAGGGUCCGGUGCCAUAGGCCAAAACCAGAGUCAGAGACAUGUUUCGAUGCCAUCCACCACUCACAGGCCUGGUUCGGGGGUAGGAGGAAGCAACAAGCUCCACCCCCAGCCCUCCACAUUACCCCAACAGCGUCCUCCCCCUACGGCCUCCCCUCUGUUGCUCCCACACCACAAGGGCUUCAACAGACCGGGGGGAGUGCUUGGCACCAUGGGAGCCGCUAAAGGACUGGCCAAGAGCAGCACCAAAGUUGCAAGCCAAGCCAGCAGCAACGGGGGGGCCGGGGGCACCCUCCCCCCAGCCUCUUCCCCAUCCUCCCAGUCCAGGUCCAAUUCCCACCCCUCUUACCCCAAGUCCUUUUGCCCGCCGUCGCUUGUGGCCUCCUCCCCUUCCCAUACCGCCGCCUCUUCCCAGAGCAAGUCUCAAACCUCCCAACAUCACACCCACCACCACCAGCCCAAUUUCAUCACACCCAUGCAGGCCACACUUACCAAGUCCUCCCACAGCAGCAACUCCUCUCCCAUCAUCAAGCUCACCCCGCGGCCCCCUGCCCCUACCCCACCUCCCUCCUCCUCCUCCUCUUCCUCCCCCUCCUCUUCACCAUCACACUCUCUCACCCACCCCCAGAUAAUGCCUGGCCAGCAGCAUCAGUUCUCCUCCAAAACUCCUGGCUUCCGGCCCCACUUCAGCCUACCUGCUGGUGGUCAGGUGAAGCAGAGCCAGGGCGGUUGUAGCUUCGUGGUGGGGGGACAGAAAGCUCAGCCUGUUAGCAGCAGCACCAUUAACAACAGCACCAACCCCAAUAACAAAAACAACAACAUGGGAAGUGUGAUGUCAGGCACGAUUACUACAGACAAAAGCUCCUCCCCCUCUUCAGUCCCGGCCAAUCAUGGUCAGAGGCAGAGGUCUGUGGGUGGGGCUAGUCAGGGUUCCAAGGCAGGAAACAGUCGGGCGACUUCCGGAACUCUGUCAACACCUUCUGCCUCUCCACAGCUUGCGCAGGUAUCUUCAGCAGGCAGUCCGCUCCUGGCCAACCCUGCUGCCCUGCCUCUAGGCUUUGGUAUGUUGGGAGGACUAGUCCCUGUCUCGCUGCCCUUCCAGUUCCCCCCGCUGCUUAACUUCAGCCCCCCUGGGGCGGCAGGGGCCGGCGGCAUGGGCACAGCCCCUGGUGCCAACUCAGGAUACACCCUAGCACAGAACGACUUAAUAGAUCUAUAUAAGAGUCUCCAGUCAGGGUCGCAGGCUGCCCUACCUCCUCACUUGCAGCUUGCUUUCUCAGAUGCCAACCAAAGCCAGGGUGGAGAUGUGAAGAGACAGUCCCACUGACCAUUGACGGAGGAGGAUGCAGAUGCUGACUGGGUGACAUCACUGCGUCUCCUGAGACAUCUGCCCGUGGAGGUCCUCACUUUGACAGACUGAUUCAGUAAUGUAACAUGUGGGGUGUGCGUUUAUAUGGACCUAAAAGAGUCGAUUUGUUGUCACUACGAUGGUCAUAACAAUGAAUCAAUAAGUGUAUUUUAUAAUUACCGGGUAUAAGAACAAGACGUCUGAGUGAAUGAUGAAAUUUAUUUUUAUUUUGCUUUCUUUUUUUUUGUCGACAUGUUUACAUAUGACUGACCUUGAUCACUGUGGAAUAAGAGCGUGAGUUACGCAGCAGUACAGGAGAGUAGUCUUACGCUACAUAAUAUAAUUCGUAUUUAAGCUUGUGUGGAAUAAUGGGAGUCUUUGUUCUUGCAGUACAAAAAAAAACAGUUAAAGCAAUGAACCUUUUAUUUUUCUGUCUUUUGUCUUGAAUGUGGGAAUCGCCGUGUCCGUAGAAUUUUAUUGUUGGUCACCUCUGCUCCCACAAAUGACUGUUAAGUAGUAGCUUAUAUUGAUAAAUUAUUUGUAUUUUACACAGGGACAAAAAAAAUGAGUAAGAUGAAAGAGUUGAGGCGAGGUUGAAUUGAAUGUGUGUGUAUGUACAUACAUACAAUAUACUGUAUUUUCUCUCCAGGUUCUUAGUCUGUGUGAAUGAGCAAGAAAAUGUGUUCUCGUGUGAGUGCGCGUAUGUGUGUGUGUUCCCCUCUCUUGCUCAGUGUCUAUGGUGCUGUAUAUCACACUGGACCUUUUCUGGGAAAGACUUGAAAUGAAAAGUUAUGGACUCCUCUUCUGGCGAGAGGAACAAGUUGUGAGAGAGGGGAGAAAUGUGAGAUUGUAGCCUACUUGAAUUAUUUUUUUUGGGGGGGGGGUGGGGUAAAUUAAGAUU